Mirounga angustirostris (Northern elephant seal) is the source of this 1367-nucleotide messenger RNA. RefSeq names its product forkhead box S1 (gene FOXS1). The transcript has a single exon. NCBI's taxonomy places the organism in Eukaryota, Metazoa, Chordata, Mammalia, Carnivora, Phocidae. The coding region runs from base 119 to 1111 and encodes 330 amino acids. The record is from RefSeq and is a predicted model, not a curated record. Gene Ontology annotation, molecular function: RNA polymerase II cis-regulatory region sequence-specific DNA binding; DNA-binding transcription factor activity, RNA polymerase II-specific. Gene Ontology annotation, biological process: anatomical structure morphogenesis; cell differentiation; regulation of transcription by RNA polymerase II.
GCUGGGAGGCUGGGCCAGGGGGCCUUUUAACCAGCCCGGGCAGGCUGUGCCGGACACCGGGCCUGGACGCCUGUGCCUGGCCCCUCCGUGGUCCCGGCAGCCGCCAGCCCCGGCCAGCAUGCAGCAGCAGCCCCUACCCGGGCCCUUGGCCCCUGCGGCCGAGCCCACCAAGCCUCCCUACAGCUACAUCGCUCUGAUCGCCAUGGCCAUCCAGAGCUCGCCGGGGCAGCGGGCCACGCUCAGUGGCAUCUACCGCUACAUCAUGGGCCGCUUCGCCUUCUACCGCCACAACAGGCCCGGCUGGCAGAACAGCAUCCGCCACAACCUGUCACUCAAUGAGUGCUUCGUCAAGGUGCCCCGCGAUGACCGCAAGCCGGGCAAGGGCAGCUACUGGACGCUGGACCCUGACUGCCACGACAUGUUUGACCACGGCAGCUUCCUGCGCCGACGCCGACGCUUCACCCGGAGAGCAGGUGCCGAGGGAGCCAAGGGCCCUGCCAAGGCACGUCGUGGACCCCUCAGAGGGAGCAGCCCGGAUCCAGGAGUCCCCGACGCCGUGACUGGCAGGCCGUGCACCUUCCCACCGGAGCUGCCCGAGCCCAAGGGCUUAAGCUUUGGGGGUCUGGUGGGGGCCUUGCCGGCUAGCAUGUGCCCAGCAACCCCGGAUGCCAGGCCCCGGCCGCCCACGGAGCCCAAAGAGAUGCCCACACCUAAGCCUGCAGGCCCGGGGGAGCUCCCUGUGGCCCCCUCGUCUUCCCCGUGCCCAGCAUUUGGCUUUCCUGCGGGCUUCUCUGAGGCCGAAGGUUUUAGCAAGGCCCCCACGCCCAUCUUGACCCCAGAGGCAGGCAUCGGGAGCAGCUACCCGUGCCGGCUGCAGGCACUGAAUUUCUGCAUGGGGACUGAUCCAGGCCUUGAGCACCUCUUGGCCUCAGCAGCCCCCUCUCCGGCACCACCCACCCCUCCAGCCUCACUCCGGGCGCCGCUUCCCCUGCCAGCUGACCCCAAGGAACCCUGGGUUGCAGGAAGUUUCCCUGUCCAGGGAGGCUCCAGCUACCCAUUGGGGCUGACCCCCUGCCUAUACCGGACACCAGGAAUGUUCUUCUUUGAGUGAAGCCAGCCUGGCCUCAGGCAGUCCCUGCAGGUCCCCUGCCAACCACACCCUCCAGGCUGAGCCUGACUCAAGGAUCUGGGGAGAUUUCAAGAGAUCCAGGCCUGACAAGCCAACGACCGGGACAGGAAGCCAAGAUUGGAGUAGUGAACACUCAGCCAGCCUCGGCGCCUCCGGACAGACUUGAGGGAGAGGGGAGGCAGGGCCCCCUUGGGAUUUACUCUGUGGCUCUCAGGGCCAAUAAAACCAGUGUGAUGGA